GGCAGCAUGAAAUGCUUAUGGAAGCUCUUGCUAUUGUUUUGUUUUCUCCUGACGGUGCAGUACACAGUCAUUCAUUUUGUGCAGAAACAUUUCUCAGGAUGUUAUCUGCACUUCAACACCCCCCAGGGUUUAAAUGAGAAAGAUCAAUCAAUGAAAGCCUCAGUCAAUGACUCUGAAACCACAAAGCAUUCCACUGCCCCUACUCGGAGGCACAUCUAUAUUUUUUCACAAACUCGCAGCGGAUCCUCCUUUGCUGGGCAACUUUUUAACCAACACCCAGACAUCUUCUACUUAUUUGAACCUCUUUACCAUGCCCAAGACAAAUUCAGCAACACAAGCAAGGACCUGCAAACAGCCAUGCACGGGGUCUACAGAGACCUUCUCUUCAACCUUUACACUUGUAACCUUAACAGUAUGGAAGACUACAUUCAACCAGAACCACAGGAACACCUGACAGAUUCAUUCUUCCACAAGACCUCCAGCCGUGCUCUCUGCUCACAGCCUGUCUGUCAUGCAGGCAUUAUAGAUAAUAUGACAGAACAACAAAUAAAGACCUGGUGUCGGGCAAAGUGUCCAACCUUAAACCUCACCUUGGCCUCCCUGGUUUGUCAGGCCCAUAGACAUGUGGCCAUCAAAACGGUGCGAAUCUUCCUACUUAAAGACCUACGUAUCUUAAUUGAAGACCCACGAUUAAAUGUCAGGGUAAUUCAGCUGGUAAGAGACCCCAGAGCCAUCUUAGCGUCACGCCUAGCUGCAUUUCAUGAUAUUUAUAUGGGCCAGAAUGCAACAGACCAGCAGCCAGAUCAUUUGGAUUUGUCAAAUAUCAACAAAACAUGCCAAGAUAUAGAACAAUCUGUAAACACUGGUCUGCAGAAACCAACCUGGUUAAAAGGUCGUUAUCUACUGGUGCGCUAUGAGGAUCUAGCACUUAAUCCUGAAGCCAAAACCAAGGAGAUCUACAAAUUUCUAGAUGUUGAUAUUGAUGAUAAAGUGUUUAGAUGGUUAUCUCAAAACACCAAUGCCACAGGUCAGAUGAAUGAUUUAUACUCUACCAGCAGAGAUGCCAAGAGCACAACAGAGAGCUGGAGACAAAAACUGGCCUUUGACAUUGUUAAGACAGUGCAGACAAUAUGUAACACCACAUUGUCCAUGUUAGGCUACAAAAUGGUGCAGUCUGUGACACAACUGAGGGACAGUAACUACAGUUUACUGGAACCAAGAACCUUUUAG
Molecule: messenger RNA, 1230 nt
Organism: Trichomycterus rosablanca
Lineage: Eukaryota; Metazoa; Chordata; Actinopteri; Siluriformes; Trichomycteridae
Product: Carbohydrate sulfotransferase 1-like
Exons: 2
Coding region: 7-1230 (407 amino acids)
Biological process (GO): sulfur compound metabolic process; N-acetylglucosamine metabolic process
Cellular component (GO): trans-Golgi network
Molecular function (GO): N-acetylglucosamine 6-O-sulfotransferase activity
Source: RefSeq, a predicted model, not a curated record